GUGGCCUGGGGAUUGGAGAGGAGCGCGAGGAGGAUGUGAGACAGGGCCUGUAUGGAGACACAAGAAAAUAAGAGCCAUUGAAAAGACAACAGCAGCGUGUUUUUCUUUUUCUGUCUUUAGAGCCUCUUGUCAGCCGAAAGAUUAGUUGUCAUAUUGGAGCCUAAUCAGCCGUAAGAUUAGUUGUCAUAUUGGAAAGAGUGGGGUAACAGUUAGAUAGAUAGAUAGAUAGAUCCUCAGGGGAAAUUCAAGAAACUGUGCUCUUUUCGUAAACCAGUGCAAGAAUUCUUUACCAACCUAUAGGAGCCGUGCGGCUGGUUUCAGGCAGGUGAUGGACCCUUUUGUAGAGAGAUUCAAGGCUGGUAUGGUGCUAGCUGGGGUAGGAGAUGCUCUAGGAUACUACAAAGGACACUGGGAAGGGUGUACAUCUGGAGCUAAAAUCCAGGAAGAGCUUGCGACUCUCGGGGGUCUGGCGGCCCUGAAACUGGACUCUGAAAAUUGGCCGUUAAGUGAUGGAGCCCUGAUGCUUAUAACCACAGCCGAGGCACUGGUCACAGAUUAUUGGUGCUUGGAGGACUUAUAUCGUGAGCUAGUGAAGCAGUAUGUGGAGGCCAUGGUGUUGCUGCAGGGUCGCCCCCCUGAUCCCAGUACCGUGGAGGGCUGUGCCUAUCUUAAGCCCGACAACUUCCUACUGGCCUGGCACACCCCCUUCAACGACAAAGGUUCAGGUUUUGGUGCUGCAACAAAAGCCAUGUGUGUAGGAAUGCGAUACUGGCAACCAGAGAGACUCGACAGCCUUAUCGAAGUGAGCAUUGAGACAGGUCGUAUGACUCACAAUCAUCCCACAGGUUUCCUGGGCUCGCUCUGCACAGCGCUGUUUGCCUCUUAUGCCCUACAGGGCAAGCCAGUGGUCAGCUGGGGUCGUGACCUUCUGAAAGUCAUUCCUAAAGCUGAGGAAUACUGCAGAAAAACCAUUCGUCACUUGGCAGAGUACCUGGAGAGAUGGUUUUAUUUUGAAGCCAAGUGGCAGUUUUACCUGGAGGAAAGGGGGAUCAUAGAGGAAGGACAAGACAAGCCCAUCUUUCCUGGGAACUAUGAUGCUGUCGAGACAGACAAGAUGUAUAAGCACUGGAGCUCCGAAGGGCGGCCAGGGAGAAGAGGACAUGACGCUCCCAUGGUCGCAUAUGAUGCUCUACUGGCUGCAGGGUCUGACUGGACAGAGAUAUGCAAAAGAGCAAUGUUCCAUGGAGGGGAGAACAGUGCAACAGGUCUAAUAGCAGGAUGUCUUUAUGGGCUUUUGCACGGACUGUCAAAAGUACCGGCUGGACUGUACCAGACUGUGGACAAACGCGAGCAGCUGGAGGAACUAGGAGGGAAGCUCUUCCAUGCAGCAGCGAAAGAGAAGGUCGUUCACAUACGCCAUAUUGGACCCAUGAUGAUGGCAAAGGUGUGGGCAGCAACCACAGCUCCCUUGGACUCCAAAACUCUGAGGCGAAUUAUUCGCGACAGGAUGACCCUCCCAGGAGUGCGUGCCGUUCUGGAAUCCCUUCUACAGUACCUCAUCCAGGAGUUAUCCAACAGAAACAACCUGCAGAAUGACAAGAAGAGCCAAGAAAGGUCGGAACCAAAACACAUCAUCAAAGAUGGAGCACAAGAAAGCAGUGACAUUAGACAUAUAACAUCAUUCCAGCUCCUUCGAGCCAAGUUCCUGAGACCCAAAUCCGAUCAAACUCAAACUCGACAAUGCAAAGUAGGGUCUUGUUCUUUCAAGCGGUCUGGUGGCCUUGUCAGGCAAGCCUCCAGAGAUUCGCUGAAGCGACAAACAGUAGGUGUUCGAAGUGUGAAACACUUGUCAGCCAUCUUUGCAGCAAAGGAAAAGAGCGACGCCAACAACAUGCGGAUGGUACCGCAUGGGGCCAGACCACAUGUCAGGAGAUCGGUUUUAGCGGCCUUAGAGAAGUUUGAGACCAUUGGUUCUGUCCACAGUGGAGAUAAUUGUGUAAUAGCUCGGAAAAACAAAGAUACUGAUGAACAUGUGAAUGACAAAUGUCAAAGAACAAAAGGGAGAGGUCAAGGAUCAGAUAAGUCAGCUAGAGUUCAAAGCCCAACAAAGAAUGUAGAUGGAAACCAAUCAGAGCAACACUCUCUUAAAAACUCUACAUGUGGCUUAGUGAUGGCAGAGGCUGUGUGGACCGUGGCAACAGAUCAUGCAGAUAUUGUACAGCAGGUUCCUGGAGAAGUAACUGCAAGUGAACUUUCAGGUGAGGAUGUACAAGAGAAAAGCUCAGAUAAUGGCAGGCACAUCUCACCUCAGACAGCUCAGCAAGUGAAAUGGGCCAAUGUGGAGGAAGAUAGUGUCUGUGAGGUGGUUCAACAGAACAGCUCUGAACCUCACAGUAAUCUGUGCAUCACUGUUGAACCACAUAACACACAGAGGGUUGCCAUUCUAUCGUAUCCCCAGGUCUGGUGGUUGCCCACUACUGAAUUGCCAUUAGUGACACCGCUGAGUAUAGAUUCACAACAUUGCACUAACCAAUCAUCAUUAGUAUUAGAUUAUUUGGAAACCCAAUCCACAGAUCUUACUGGGGAGGCUGAUGGAAAGCAAGUCACUAAAUGUUUACAUGCAGCAGAGUCACAUGACUCCAAACCUUGCCAGGACCUCUGUGAACAACCACAACUCUGUGAGUCAGAUCCACAGGAAUUCCUAUACGAGUGUCCGUCUGUUCCAGGUGGUUCCUUCCACCCUCAACCAGAUUUACAGCCCCAGGAAUCAGAAUUCCAGAGCGAGGCUUCUGUCUCACAGAAAAACCUGAAUCACAAUUCAGACUCAGUAGAACACGGAUGCCAAUCAAAUAGACCUCAACCUCAGUCUCAAAAUGAACUCAUCCCAACUCACGCCAAGAUGUCAGAAAGUGAUGAAACGAGUUCACCUCCUGAAGCCGUCACAUCACAAUCAGAAGGACCAGACACCGAAACACAUGUGACGUGUGCUGAACUAUCUGACACUUCAACAACCCAGUUGUGUAGACAGAUAAUUAAUAAAACAUUUAAUGCCGGUUCUCCUCACACAGCAAGUCAUGGACAAGGUGAAUGCAACAAUAAGCCAGCCAUUGUACAUACAAACGAAGGUGGGAGGUUGUCUAUACCAGUGGAAAAUAAGACAUUGCAAGGGGAUGAGCAUGAAGGUAUCAUCCUAUGCCAAAAGAAAGAGGAUCAUUUGAAAACAGAGAUUCCGACUAAAAGUCCUUCACAGAAUGAGGAAGCUGAAAGCUGCAGUCUACAAGCCCAGUCUGUUAGAGCAAAAUAUAGAACAUUUCAAUAUGAAGAUCCAUGCAAGGAGAAGAAGUACAUUCCCAAGACAAUUAGAUUCACAGACACAUUUUAAUUUUUAAAUUAUAUUUAAUGAUAGUAUACAUAUCUUAGAAGCUAUUAUUGUCUAACUACACAUUGUAUUUUGUGAAUACAAUUGAUAUGCUUUAAUUUAAUAUAUUUAUGUUCAAUAUUUCAUGUGGACCUCAUUUAUCAAGAUCAGAACACCCACUGUACAAAAGUGUG
This is a messenger RNA of Alosa sapidissima (American shad), 3552 nucleotides long. RefSeq names its product ADP-ribosylhydrolase like 1 (gene adprhl1). The coding region runs from base 329 to 3382 and encodes 1017 amino acids. The record is from RefSeq and is a predicted model, not a curated record. The transcript has 9 exons. Lineage: Eukaryota; Metazoa; Chordata; Actinopteri; Clupeiformes; Clupeidae.